This is a messenger RNA of Toxoplasma gondii ME49, 3591 nucleotides long. Its product is annotated as haloacid dehalogenase family hydrolase domain-containing protein. The transcript is spliced from 3 exons. The record is from RefSeq and is a predicted model, not a curated record. Gene Ontology annotation, biological process: copper ion homeostasis. Lineage: Eukaryota; Apicomplexa; Conoidasida; Eucoccidiorida; Sarcocystidae. Bases 495 to 3155 code for a protein of 886 amino acids. Gene Ontology annotation, cellular component: membrane. Gene Ontology annotation, molecular function: nucleotide binding; P-type divalent copper transporter activity; copper ion binding.
UGACAAAACCGGAACACUGACUACAGGCAGAACGGAAGUGAGGCAGCCACAUACACAAACGAAACUGCAGCAAUUUCCUGAGCACCCAUACUUACACGCUCAUCGAUGUGCACAGGUGUGCAAGAGUAGACUCCUAUGCCCGAGUGUCUUUCUCUCCAAAUAGAUGAAUAUCGAUAAAUCUGUCGGGUCCCACAGGUGAGUAUGAAAUACAUGAAAUGCGCAUACGUAGACAGCAGAGACGUGAGUCCAGAAGACUACCAAUGUUCAAGGAUGGGCACUUUCUGAGAGGCGUCAAGGUAUGCAUGCAUGUAUAGCAUAUAUAGACUAUGCACAGACUGGGCGUCCGUAUUUCCAUUUGUAGGUAGGUGGUUCUAUGAGCCUUUCGUCUCUAGAUAUCGUGGAUUCGUCGAUCGCACGAUAGCGGCUCACGUAGAGAAUAAUAGGGAAGUCUGGGGAUUCAAGUACUUUUCACACGAGAAAUCAAUGUCAGAAGUAUGCGGUGCACUGUUCAGGUCGCCACUGCUCUGCUUUCCCUCCAAAACAUUGAAAGGUACCUGCUUCCUUUCUACACCUCUCAGUUCCAACAGGAGAAUAAAAACAGAAACGCCUCUUGUUCUUCUUCAGAAGAUAUCCAUCUGCUGCCCCUUGAGACACCAGCACCGGAGCGAUUCUCUGAGUCCCCACAUCGCCUUUUCCUCCCCUACGUUCCACGUACACAUUCGGCCUAUUGUCCUCCCCGUCUCUCUUCCUCGCCUUUGGUUUCUCCUUAUUCCUGCUCUCCUUCUCUCUCAUGUCGCGGGUCUUCUUCACCUCCUUCUCCUCUGGACCUUCUUGACUCUUCCAGCGUCCCAAGCGACGAAACCUCCGAGAAGGAACCACAGCCACAAAUACAUUUAGACGCGCCUCAGUUCCUCGAAAAGCUCUCAGCCUCCACCGCUUUUUCUGUCUCUCCUUUACAAGCGAAGGCUAUGCCUGAGGCCGAGCGCGCAUUUUGGUGGGCCUUCGCGAGCGCAGAAGCAGGGAUCAGCCACUCUGUUGCUCACGCAGUCACAGAGUUCUACGGUGCUUUGCAGAAAGAGGGACUUGCAGAUCCUUCUGUUUUCUCUCUCGCACGAACGAUGAAGCACUCCGACGCUGCUUCGCCUUCGGAGAACGACAGUCUCCCCACUGUGCCCGGUUCUUCCCUAGGCGCCGGGGACCUGGUGUCUGAACACAGCGGUAGAACCCCCUCCAAUCGGCAUUUGCCAUCUUCGACAGAGAGCAAGACGCAAGUGUGCACCGCCUCCCUCAACGCUCCUUCGCAAGAUUUAUUCCCUGACAUUUCCCUUCCUUUUUCUCGCGAAACGUUCCCCGGUAAAGGCCUCGCUGUCGCCUUCCGUUCUCCACAUAGCCACACUUGCCCCUCCACUCUUCACCUCGUUAUCGGCGCGCCGGACUUUGCCUGCACGAGCCUCGCUCCCGCCAGUGUGGGCGACUUUGAAGCCGCGGAAGAAGACAUCAGAACAGACAGAAAACAAGACGGCAAGCAAGCCUGCUCGUUCUCGGCCAUUCCUGACGCGUUUCGCUUCUUGGUUGACACCACAGAGGAGGUCAAGCCUGGUCACCCUGUCUGUGGAACUACACCCGUCUCCGACAGCGAAGCAACGCUUGCAGAGGACCAGAUCCUACGCGAGUGGAUCGCUCACCAGCAAGCGAGUACUGGAACGGUGGUCGUGAUGCGCGCGGUCGUGGGCGUCGAGGUCGGGACCGGAGCAGGGGGGUACACAGCGCAUGCGUACAAAUCUGUUUUCUUGGGCGCGGCUGCGCUUUCGGACGAGAUUUCGCCGGGCGCCGAAGCCGCUCUUUCGCACUUGAGAGACUCGCUGAAAGUGGAUCUCUUCGUCUGCACGGGAGACAACCGGCGAACAGCGCUGAGGGUGGCAAAGACCUUCGGCAUUCCAUCGAGACAUGUCUUGGCAGAGGCGCUGCCUCACGAGAAAGCAGCCUUUCUUCGUUCGCUGCAGACCGACCGAAAUGGUCGCAGAGCAGCCAGAAGGCAAGGGAGACGCAAAAUGAAGAGCGACGCACGGAGAGAAGAGUGGAGAGGCGAGGGCAUGCAGCCAAGGAUGAAGCCGCGAGCCGGAAAGCGCGACAGACUGAGAGUGGUUCCUCUGUACCGGGAAGUUCCCAGAGCAGAGGAGGGCAAUUCGAAGAGGCACGUGAGGCUGCGAAAGGAAACAGAAACGCCAUCGACUGCUUCUCUGUUUUGCCGGAAAGUUCUUGCGUUUUUCCACACGCAAAGGCCCUGCUGCAGGAGCCUUUCUCAAAACGGAUCUUACGACCUGGAAAAGGAAACAGAAAAAAGCCAAGUCGGCAGCAGCUCUCGGCCUCCUGUACCCGCCAAUUGUGCAUCUUACGGCAACGAGCGCCAAGGAGACCUAGAGGGAAAAAGAGAACGCGACUUCGCACGACCAGAAAGCCAGGAAACGGAGGAAGGAGACAGAGCUACAGAUGGACAGUCAGACGAGGAAGAGAGAGAAGAAAAAGAGAGAGGAGAGAAAGGCAAAACAGGAAAGGUGCAGACACUUGUCACGAGGACAGAAGGCGAGGCACACCCCGGCAGACACAGAGACAAAACAACAGCGAGAAACAAGAAACCGAUGAGGGUCAAAUGCCCGUGGAUCCGGGAGGAAACACGAGAGAGACAUCUGAAGUCGCGAGAGAACAGAAGUCCGAAGGCUUCCGGAAAAGACAAGAGAAAGUCACGAAAACGCGGAAAAAUCUGCUGCAUGGUUGGCGACGGUGUGAACGACGCUCCCGCCCUCGCCGCCGCCGAUAUCGGCAUCGCAGUCGGCAUGUCUGCCCCUGUCUCUCUCAUGACAGCUGAUGCGGUUCUCCUCGCAGGCUCUCUCAACCAAUUCGUCAACUUCUUGAGGCUUGCCAAACAAACAAGAAAAAUCAUCUACUGGAAUUUCGCUUGGGCGUUGGGAUUCAACCUGUUGGCUCUGCCUCUCGCAGCAGGCGUCUUUUAUCCUCACGUCAGCGUGCAUCCUCUCGCAGCAGCUGUGGCUAUGGCCCUCAGCUGUGUUCUCGUCCUGCUAAAUGCGUCCAGUUUAGCUCGUUUUCCAAAGUAUUCGGAAACACAGACGACUGAGGAAAGGGCCAGAAACGCGUGAGAGAAGAAGAGUUAAAAGCGGACGGAGAAACACAGCGGGUCUCCAUUAACUGUGGAGAGCGACACGAGAGAUCUGCUGUUAGAAAACGCCGCGGAAGGAACGCGCGACAAGAACCAUGCGCCGUGCGAGAGGAAAGAGAGAUGCUUUUGCGAGCUUCAAUCCCGUACCAGACGCCUUGAUUUAGAGACCGACGUCGGCUGACAACGCAAGCUAAAAAAUUGGCGGAUGCCGACAUUCUACGACAUCAAGGUUACUCCACGUCGGUGACGUUCUAGGCGUACUUUACGAACAAGACUACUUUUUGGUUAGAGCAGAAGGCUCGUAUUGAGACGCGUCUCCACUGCAACAGCUGUGACUGAAGAGAGACAAACUCGCGACACUGAGAGCAAGCUAACGGAAAUCCGGUGACCUGGACUUUUUUAACAAGACAGAUACU